GCGCUUAUCCUCUUCGAAACGCUAAAUUCUGCCUCGUUACCGUUUGACGGUAAACCAUCCGUUGACACACAGAGUCCGGCUGAUCGGCUCGAGCUGAUGUUGCUUCUGAUCUCGGCUUCUAACCAAACAGACUUAUCAGAAAGACAACAAAGAAACAGAAUGGCAGCCAAGGUAGGCUUGAUCUCGAUGGCAAUCCUCGUUGCGAGCUUCGCCUGCGGAGCACAGGCAGGCCGCUGGCAUGACCAGACUGGCUCUGACUGCUUCACGUGCUACACCGGCACCGAAUGCUGCCCAGGCACCCCUUCGUGGGAUCAUUGUGACUGCUAGAAGAGCGGCAAAUACCGGCCGCCGCGACGGCUUCUUUGUGUUGAGGCUUGCGA
This is a messenger RNA of Mixia osmundae IAM 14324, 380 nucleotides long. RefSeq lists its product as uncharacterized. Bases 160 to 327 code for a protein of 55 amino acids. The transcript is spliced from 2 exons. The record is from RefSeq and is a predicted model, not a curated record. Lineage: Eukaryota; Fungi; Basidiomycota; Mixiomycetes; Mixiales; Mixiaceae.